Molecule: messenger RNA, 2042 nt
Organism: Engraulis encrasicolus (European anchovy)
Lineage: Eukaryota; Metazoa; Chordata; Actinopteri; Clupeiformes; Engraulidae
Exons: 11
Coding region: 1-1782 (593 amino acids)
Molecular function (GO): guanyl-nucleotide exchange factor activity; protein binding
Source: RefSeq, a predicted model, not a curated record
AUGAGAGUUGAUGACGCAGACCACAAAGGAUACACCACCAGUGAGGCCCAGCCGGAAGCUGCCCCAACUGAUGAUCAUCUAGCGCAGCUCUUCUCAAUAAUGAGCCACUCCCAGCGAGGGAGAAUGGACGAGCAGAGUUGUUAUAUGGACGACACGUACGACAGCCCCAGUGGGACACCGUCAGCAGAGCGAAGAGCAGAGGAGUGUGAGUGGCGAGGACCCUUCACCUUGGUUCCAGGACCAAAGGGUUUCAAGAUGGAUAAGAAGCACUUCACCAUCCCCCAGGUGGUGUUGACUCCUGAGUCUCCUAACCCUCACCGGAGGGCUAUCUCCAGACCAGCCUCCCCCACAGAGGAGUAUGACGAAGGAGACCUGGCCGGGGCUGGAGUACCACACUCUGUCACCUUUCCCGCUGGAGUCGCGGACAGGGACAGGGUAGCUCCUCAGCAAGUCAAGCCAGAGCCCUCGCCAGAAGAGGAGGAGCGGCUGUUCUCCAUGGUCAGUAACUUCCAGCGUGGCAGGAUGGAUGAGCAGCGCUGUGCCCUCCAGCGGCCCAAUAGGAGCUCACCUGGCCCAGUACGCGCACCUGCACCAGCUCCCGCUGACCCCAAUGCCAAUCGCCCAGCUCCCAACUCAGAUGAGUUCUUCCAAAUGGUGGCCAACUCUCAGAGCCGCCGUCUGGACGACCAGCGUGUGUACCUGCGCUCCAUGCCAGGCAUCAGCCCGCCCUCCUGCUGUAGCCAGCGCAACGGGAAGGCCGUGACCCCCGCAGAAGCAGAUCCAGCCAAGUGCCCUGGUAAGGGUGAUGAGCACGGUGUGGCUGCUGGGAUGAUGAUGAUGCUGGGGGCCCAAAGCAGACGGGCCCACUCCAGGCCAGCCUCUCCUACGCUGGGCCGCCCUGAGGACUGCAACCCCCCCAAGCGAUCCUCAUCCUUCAACGCCUUCUCCAAAGACCAGAACGUCAACCUUUCAGCACAGGAUGGAGAAAUGGCGGUGGCCGAUCAGGAGAAGUUUGUGUCCAUCAUGAAGCACUCUCAGCGAGGCCGCAUGGAUGACCAGAGCUGCUCCAUGCAGUUCAUCAACAGACGCUCUGCAGACACCAACAAAGAUGAUCCAGAACACAUUAUUGACUUGAUGGCCAAAAGCCAGAGCCGGAGACUUGAUGAUCAGCGUGCAACAAUGCCAAUAAGCCCCAAGGUGGGCAAAAAAGACAGCAGUCCCAGUCCAUCCACCUCCCACAGCUGUUUGGGAUCCAGGUCUCCUGUGCCCCUCAGGAGGGCCCACUCUAGACCCACCACCCCCACCCCGCCAGACGCCUCAGGGGCCCGGGCCGCCCCCAGGUCUGCUACCUACUGCCCCAUGUCUGACCACGACAAGAUGCAGGAUCUUGCUAACCAAACAACUCAAAUGCAACAGAUGCAGGAGCGCCAGUGUGCGCUGCCGGAGGUCUUCCUCACGCUGGGGCCGCCGGGGGAGUCGGUGCGCGUCCCGCUCAGCCCCAUGCCCAGCCCCAGGCUCAGCCGCCCGGCCUCCCUCCUCCUCAACAUCUCCCCCUCCAUCACCCCGUCCCCAUCCCCAUCCCCCUCGCACUCCCCUCACGCCGCCGGGAUGUCGCCCUACUGGGUGAGCCCCAGGGGCAGCCCCAUGGCCACGGAGGAGGACUACCAUCUCUCCAUGCAGAGGCUGGCGGCCGCACAGGGGCAGAAGGGGAAGGAGAAAGGCAAGAGCGGUGCCAAGGGCAAUGGGAAGAAGGAGGCCAAGGAAGCUAAAAAGAAGAGGUGAAGAAGAGGUGGGGAAGUUCAUGAUGUUGCCAUGGAGACAUGAAUGAGGACUCUCUCAAUGUCAUUGGGAAAUUACCUGAAGCAGUGUACGCACACAAGAUUCUAUGGCAAACCAUUACAAGUACCGUUUUCAGUCUGGGUUUGAAGUCUGUGGUUUACAUUUUUUAAUUCCGUCUCACUUGUACAGUGUGUAACAGCUUUGUGUUAUUGUUGGUCUACGUCUAUGUGUGUGUGUUUUCUUUGUAUUCAUUAUUACCUGUG